Messenger RNA from Cladocopium goreaui, 3750 nucleotides. The record is from the annotation of a GenBank genome assembly. Lineage: Eukaryota; Dinophyceae; Suessiales; Symbiodiniaceae.
AUGCCCAAGGAUUUUCUUGAACCUGUGCUCUAUGUCCCGGGUUGCAGCAAUAGCGAGACAGUUUCUAGCAUAUUGAAAGGGAAAUAUACGGCAGUGUCAUGGCAUCAUGGCAAACCGCUCUACAAGAAGGAAGGUUUGCCCUCCGAAAAAGACAACGUGCCUGUCGUUCUUUACUUCUGGGAUAGUAGGGAUGGGGACAAGAAUCACGGUUGGUGGUUUGGUCCUAAAGAAGGCGGUGAAAGAGUAUGGGCAUACAACUUCUUCAACCGGGAUCAUCAGACAGUGACAGUUCCCGCGUUUGGAUGGAAAGUUCCACAUGACGGUGUGUUGGACACAAUGCUAUGCAUCACAACUAGGAGCCAAGCCACGGAUAAACGCAAUGACUCUACAUUCGAGCUUCGAUGGGAGUUUGUGGCCAGUGCAGAUGGACAGGACGAUUGGCAACCAAUGAGCAAGGACAUGAAUGACGCGCUGGAAAAGCGUUGGGCAGACGGCUGGCGUGGUGACAACGGAACUGACACCUUCCAUGUCCAUUCAAACGGCUUCACCUAUGGAAUUGAUUGUUACUGCAUGGUGCAAUGGAAUGUGAGGACGCACCGCAGGCGGAAUAUCAGGAGAGGUGAGGUGAGACCCGAUGUAAACACCAUGCUGCCGAAACUGGCUGAGAAAGACGCCCAAGUGGAAAGUCUCCAGAGUGAACGGAACAGCCUUGCAGAGGAUAAUAAAGAAUUGAUCGCCAAGGUCAAACAGUUAGAGACGGAGAAGAACGCUUUGGAGAAGUCACAGGCAGACCAUGCCACCCAGAUGAUGCUGGAGGAAGCUUGGCGUAUGAAUUCGCAGUUGCAGACACAGACUUGCACUGAACUUCAUCAUUGGGACGCAGCCUUCUCCAACAUCCAACAGGCUCUUGUGGAAGCAUGCCCCGCAGAUCACUACGGUGACUGCAGGCGGAUGCUAAAGGUCAGCAUCACUGGCCUCCAACAGAUUCGUAAUGUGGACCUUUGGAAGGCCUACGACUUCCAGAAGGAACGGGUGCGGAAAGAGUUGGAACGCCGUGAUGGCGUUCCCACUGUGGCUAGCGCUCUACCAUCACGAGUGUGCAAGUGGGCGCAUUUGGAUACAAAGCUUAACGAGAUUCUGCUCAUCCAUGGAACCACAAAGGAUAGGAUCGACCAAAUCGCAACGUUCGGAUUCGACGAGCGCCUUGCGCGGGAAAGUGGGCUUUACGGCCAAGGAGUUUACUUCGCAGAUCAGAGCUGCAAAAGCCUUCAGUACUCCGGCGCAUGCUGGGGCAACACUGGUUGCUUCAUCAUUGCGCGUGUUUUGCUCGGGCACCCUUUUGAUGCCCCUGGCCCGUUGAAGAGUCUGAAGGUGGAACCGCUGGUUGAUCCAACCAACCCUUGCAAAGGCCAUGCCUUGGGCAUCAACUUGAGCUAUCACAGGGCCAUUGCGGAGGCCGUAGCAUGCUGUCAAGCCCUGUGGCCUGUGACCAUUUUCUUUCCAAUUGAUUGUGCUGCAGUUGUUUCUUCGUCAGCAGACCUCGAAAAUGACACUUCGUCAACAUCUCCCAACACAGAGGAGGAUUGCAAUUUCUUUAGGUGCACGCUGAGCGGCAGGCCCAUGGGCAAAAGUGACUGGAAAUUCCUGCCUCCGGAGAUUGAGUCAGGCUGGGAAGCUUUGCAUCGGCGUUCCCGUUCUUCAGUCCGUUCGGCUGUCACCGAUUCUUUCCUUUCAAUUUUGAAUGACUUCUGGACCAGAGUCCAGAGAGCCACGUGCUGCCAUGCCCUAAUGUUUCAAGACACGAAGCAGAACGAGUUCACGGCACCUGUGCUUCAUGUGCCAGAUUGUAGCAACGAUAUCCUAAGAGGACGAUACACUGCAAAAGGCUGGCAUCACGGCAAACCACUCUACCAGAAAGAAGCAGCUGACAAUCGGGGUCCCGUUGUUCUGUAUUUUUGGGACAGUCGUGAUGGCGACACACAUCAUGGUUGGUGGUUCUCUCCAAAAGAGGGGAGUGCCCAAGUGUGGGCGUACAACUCCUUCAACCGCAGCCCUGAUGACCUCAGAGUGCCUCCAGUUGGGUGGAGGGUCCCAUGGGAUGGGCGCGUCGAUUCGGCGCUGCAAAUACGCACGGCAUGUCAAGACGUGGUUGAUGCUAGCGACCAUGGCUUCGAACUUUGCUGGGAAUUUGUGGCCAGCUCAGGUGGAGGAGAAGAAGAUUGGCAGCCAAUGAGCAAUGCAAUGAAUGAUGCGUUGGAAAAGCGUUGGAACAGUGGCUGGCUUGGAGACAAUGGGGCUGAUACCUUUUAUGUCCGCGAUGGCCACUUCACCUACGGCGUUGAUUGCAAGUGUAUGAUGCAGUGGAAUGUGAGAACCGGCCGAAGGCGUUGGAUCAGGAGAGGCCAGGUCAGGCCAGAAGCAAUGGCUGUGCUACCCAAGCUGACCGAGAAAGAUGCCCAAGUAGACCGGCUGCAGAAUGAAAGGAACAGCCUUGCAGAGGAGAGGGACGAGUUAAUAGCAAAAGUGGAGCGGUUGGAGCGUCAGAAAAAGACAUUGCAGAGGUCAUUGGAUGACAGAGACAGUCUCGCUGCGGAAAGAAACGGGUUGCUGGAGGCCGUGGUGAAGUUGAAGCUGGAAAAACAUUUUUUGGCACAGUCACAGGCAGACCAUGCUGGCCAGAUGGUGCUGCAGGAAGCUUGGCGGAUGAGUCGCCAACUGCAGACACAGAUUUGCACCGAAUUGAGUCCUUGGGAUGCAGCUUUCCCCAACAUCCAGCAAGUUCUCAUUGAAGCAUGCCCUGGCGAUCACUAUGGAGCAUGCAGGCGCAUGUGGAAUGUCAGCGUCACUGGCCUGCGGCAGAUUUGCAAUAUUCGCAUUUGGAAGGAUUAUGAAUUUCGAAGGGAGCAAGUCCGCAAAGAGCUGGAAAGUCGUGACGGAAACAGCGUUCCUAGCGUGCAAAGCGCCCUGCCAUCACACAUGUGCAAUUGGGCACAUCUGGAUGCGAAAAUCAAUGAAGUCUUGCUCAUCCAUGGCACAACGUCAGACAAAGUUGAGCAAAUUGCGAACUUCGGAUUCGAUGAACGCCUUGCGCGUGAAAAUGGGCUUUACGGUCAAGGAGUCUACUUCACAGACCAAAGCUGCAAGAGCUUCCAAUAUUCUGGGGCAAAGUGGCAAAACUCCGGUUGUUUGAUUAUUGCUCGGGUGAUCCUUGGGCAUCCGUGUGAAGCUCAAGGUCCCCUGAGGAACCUGAAGGUGGAACCGCUGGUUGAUGACAACAGUCCAUCGAAAGGCCGCUGUCACUCUGUGAUCGCCAGACCUGGGAUUCCACAAGGCUCGGGCAAACAAGUGCACCGAGAAUUCGUCCUCUUCAACGGAACUCAAGCCUAUCCGGAGAUGAUUGUUCAUUUCAAGACUUCUUGAGACCCCUGAGGCCUUACGGACAUUUACAGACAAGAGUUUUACGACAGAGAGGGAACGUAACGAAGCGAUCGCCAAAGUCACGGUUGUGAUUGCGACGCUGGUUGUUCAUGUUGAAAAGCGCGGAAAAGCGUUUGCAACUUAUUGAAGCCGCAUGAUUUGCAAUUUGGUGGGGUCCUGCACGUUGCGGCAAUGACAAAGUGUCAUUACAAUUGCUGGUAUUUUUUUGCAGCUUUCAGAUGUUAUCAAUGUGUCUUUAUUGCUGCAGGGCCAAGUGGUCGCACCUUUCCUGUGGCCGGCAGCCUUGCAGCUUGGGUGAGUGCUUAAAAAAAC